GUUGAAAACGAGAAAAAUUAAAGUGUGAAAGCCAAUUGGAAGUUGCAAAGGCGAGAUCCGAUGGACUAAUUACUGCUCAAAGGCCAUGCAAAGUUCCUUCUCGUACACAAUUAAAAAUUCCUUCCUCCCUAAGUAUUUUCUUGCUUUUUGCUUAAAAUAAGCAAAACUCUGUUUUUUCUUUCUACUUCACUUCCACAUAAUUUUACUCUUGUUUCUUUCUUUCAUUCAUUCAUUUUGAUAUUCUUAGAGGAAGAAUUGUGAAAAAAAGUCCAACAAUGGCUGUGGCUGCCGCAAAACAACACAUUGAAGAGAUUAGGAAAAACAGAUUUUGGAUUGGUGUUCGCAAAAAUCCUCUCAGUCAGUCAUUAAGAAUGGCUGUUAAAUAUCUCUCUGCUGAACUUUAUUCUAAGGAUGUUCAUUUUCUCAUGGAAUUAAUCCAGAAUGCUGAAGAUAAUGUUUACCCUGAAGGAGUUGAGCCAUCAUUGGAGUUCUUGAUAACGUCUCGUGAUCUCACAGCCACAGGAGCUCCUGCUACAUUGUUGAUUUUCAAUAAUGAGAAGGGCUUUUCUAGGAAAAACAUGGAAUCAAUUUGCAAUGUUGGUGAUUCUACCAAGGCUGGCAAUCGCAAAUGCGGAUAUAUUGGAGAAAAAGGUAUUGGGUUCAAGAGUGUGUUUCUGUUAACAGCUCAUCCUUAUAUUUUUAGUAACGGCUACCAAAUCCGAUUCAGUGAAGUACCUUGUCCAGAGUGUGAUAUUGCGUACAUAGUGCCUGAGUGGGUGGAUACCAAUCCCUCCAUCUUUGAUAUCCAGAAAGUAUAUGGUCGUAAUGGAACCCUUCCAACCACUACACUAGUAUUGCCUUUGAAGGCGGAUAAAAUGAAAGCUGUAAAGGAGCAGCUUUCAAGUCUCCAUCCUGAGCUACUUUUGUUUCUCUCGAAGAUCAAGCGUCUUUCAGUUAAGGAAGACAAUGAGAAUCCAUCCCUGAAUACAAUACGAGCUAUUUCUAUCUCUACUGAACGAGAUUUUGUUGCAAAGAAAAAUAUUGAUGCUGAGUCAUAUACUGUUCAUCUGACGGCAGAAGAAGAAGGCGUUGAGUCUGAAGGUGAAUGUGGCUACUUUAUGUGGAGGCAGAAGUUUCCUGUCAAAAAGGAGAACAAAGUAGACAAAAGAAGGGAACUUGAGGAAUGGCAUAUUACAUUGGCCUUUCCGUAUGGCAAGCGUCUGAAUAGAGGAAUGAGCUCUCCUGGAAUUUAUGCAUUCCUUCCUACGGAAACAGUUACAAACUUUCCUUUUAUCAUGCAAGCAGAUUUUCUUCUGCCAUCAUCAAGAGAAACUAUUUUGUGGGAUGACCUAUGGAACCAAGGGAUUCUUGACUGCAUUCCUACUGCUUUUAUCGAUGCAUUUGUCUCUCUUGUCAGAACGAGAGAAGAUGCGCCUGCUUCAACCCUGGCAUCCAUGUUUGCUUUCUUGCCUUUGAACACCUCCUGCCACCAGAAGUUGAAUAUGAUCCGGGACUCCAUUAAAAUAAAACUGCUUCUAGAAAAUGUUAUUCCAUCUGAAUCGCACUCUAGCCAGAAGAUAUUCCACAAACCUCAGGAAGUCUGCCGGCUAAAUCGUUCUUUUUGGAAGAUAUUGCUUAAGGCGAAGCAGGAAGGGAUAAAACUGCACAAUCUUUCAUCUCAAGGAAAGCAUAUAUUGCACUCUUCUUUUGAUCAAGACAAAUACAAUGAUGUGCUCAAUUUUCUUGAUGUGAAGUAUGUUGGCAAUGAGUGGUACCCAAAGUGCAUCCAGAGUUGUAAUCUUGUCUUGGGCGUAGGGGAGGACAUUUAUAUUGAGUUGCUUCAAUUCAUUGCGACAAAUUGGUCAUCACACUUCGACAAAUCUGCAAUGAGAAAUAUACCCCUCCUGAAGUAUGUUGCUGCUUCAGGAGACUUAUCUCUUCUAAGCGUACACGAAACAGCUAAUCAAUUUAGUGGUCCAGUUUUGUGUCGAUCCCAAGAUGUGCAUCAUAUGUCAUGGUUGAUACAAUGGAGCAAAGAAUUUGGAUCUGCGGCUGGUCUACUUUUCUUACCUGAGAAGAUGCAGAAGGGUUGCUCAAAACUGGAAGGUGUAUUGAUCUGGCUGAGAGAUUAUGUGAAAGUUAAGACCCUUAGUGUCUAUGAAUACGCAUCUCUACUUCAGAACUCUCUCAAUAACAGCUGCAGGAUGAUAUUUGCUUUUACUCAUUUUCUGUAUCACUCGUAUACAGAUGGUUAUUUGAGUAAGCUAGAGGUAGAAGAAUUAUGUGCUGCAAUGCCACUGGUGAACAGUUAUGGAGGUGUAUUUGUGAGAAGAAAGGGAGUAUUAGUUCCUUCUAAUGGUAGCAAAUGGGUGGAGCUGAUAGGUGGUUCUAAUCCUUGGGGAGACCAGGAUUAUGUGGUACUAUCUGAUAAUUAUUUGCAUUAUGGGCAGUAUGCCGGUCGUUUUACCCAAGAGAAGGAACUGAUUAAGUUCCUUGUUAGGCAUGCCAGUGUUUCUGAUAUUCCUGACUUGUGUCCUCCAGAUGCUGCCUUCCCUACAGUAUAUGGGCCAUUGACAAAAGGAAAUGUUUUCUUGCUGUUGGAUUGGAUUAGGAAGCUAAGAUCUAAGGGACUCAAAAUGCCUGAAAAGUUUUUGAGCUGUAUAAAGAAGGGAAGCUGGUUGAGGGUAAGAAUGAGCGGCUCUCCUGUUUAUAGACCACCUAAUCAAUCAUUUUAUUCUAGUUCAAAAUGGGGGAGUUUGCUGCAGAAUGGUUCCGAAAUGGUUGAUAUCCCCUUGGUUGAUCAGUCCUAUUAUGGCUCUAAAUUAAGUGAUUAUCAAGAGGAACUAGAAGUGAUAGGGGUGAUGUUUGAAUAUAGUCAAGCAUGUGAAUUCAUUGGGCAGCAUCUCAUGUCUUUGUCCGAUCAGCAGAAUUUGACGAAAAGCAAGGUUUUUGCGAUGCUUAAUUUCAUCAGAUUCUUGAGAGAGAAAUAUCUUUCGGUGGAGGAGAUUGUCAAUAGUAUAAAAGAGGGGAAAUGGGUAAAGACAUCGUGUGGUGACAAAUCCCCAGCUGAAACUGUUCUCUUUGACGACAGUUGGAAGUCUGCUUCAGCAAUCAGCCAGAUUCCCUUCAUUGAUAAAGAAUACUAUGGAGCCGAUAUUCUCAAAUACAAGGAAGAGCUCAAGCUACUUGGUAUUAUUGUGGGUUUUAAGGGUAAUUACCGGAUAGUACUCAACCAUCUUAAACCUUCAGCAAGCUUGAAUAAUCUAAAGCCUGACGAUCUCAUUUUUGCUCUCAAGUGCAUUUGUUCUUGCUCAUCAGAAAAUCUCGUCACUGCAAUGGGAAAUGCUAAUUGCAUAAAGACGAAUGUUGGCUUCAAGCAUCCCCGUGAAUGUUUCCUAUAUGAUAAAAAAUGGGGGUGCAUAUUGCAGAUCUUAGAUGGUUUCCCAUACAUCGGUGACAGCUUUUAUGGGAGCAAAAUAUUCGAGUAUAGAGAAACUCUGAAGAAAAUUGGUGUGGUUGUUGAAUUUGAUGAUGCAACUAAAGCAUUGUCUAAGAAGUUCAAGGCUCUAGCUUUGACUCAUUCAAUAACCAAAGACAAUUCUCUCUCUCUCAUCUCAUGUUACAGAAAGUUGAUGGAUGCAGAGUGCUCAAUUCCUUCUGAACUCAGAACGUGCAUUCGGGAAGCUAAAUGGUUAAGAACUCGCCUUGGCGACUGCAGGUCCCCCAAGGAUUGCAUCUUGUAUGAUGGAGAUUGGCAAGCUAUCUCUAGGGUCACGCUGCUUCCCUUUCUUGAUGAUAGGGAGAGCUGGUAUGGGAAACGUAUACACGAGUAUAAAAAUGAACUGAGUAGCAUGGGUGUGGUGAUUGAUUUCAAGGCAGGUUCACAUUUUGUUCUCUCUAGUAUCUGUUUCCCCCAAGAUCCUAGAGAUAUAACACCUGAAAGUGUUAUCUCAUUGCUACAAUGUGUUAGAAACUUCCAAGAAGGUCGAGACCCUCUUCCCAAGACUUUUCUGGAGGAAGUUCACAAGACAAAGGGGUUGAAGACCACUUUCGGUUAUAUGUCCCCAGAAGAGUGCAUGCUGUAUGAUUCUGAGCAAAAGUCUUCGCUGCAGAGAUGUGAUGCGCCAUUCAUUGAUGAAGAUUACUAUGGGAUAAGCAUAUUGUCUUAUAAGAGCGAGCUUUCUGCAAUUGGAGUUAUCACCGAUCUGUCUAGUGCUGAUGCAAUCUCACUACUCGCACGUCACAUCAAAUCCCUCACUGAGUUUGCAAAGAUUGAGCAUGUAUAUGACUUCCUGCGUCAAACUGACUGGAAUCCUGAAGCUGGAGCUGUUAGGAGUAUUUGGAUCCCGACAAGCUCGAAUGAUGGUUUGUGGGUAGCCCCGGAGGAAUGCGUUCUGCAUGAUGAUAAAAAACUGUUCAGCUCAAGGUUGCAUGUUCUGGAUCAGAAGAAUUACAAGGCAGAGUUGCUUUCUUUCUUCGCCAAAGCCUUCAACGUUAGAUUUUCGCCGUCAACUGACGAUUACUGCAAGCUUUGGAAGGAAUGGGAAAAUUCCAGACAUUUGAUAUCACACGAUGAAUGUUGUGCCUUUUGGGUGCAUGUUAUUCGGCACUGGAGCGAGAAAUCUAAGAAACAUAUUUCUGAAAGUGUGUCGAAAAUCCCUGCAGUUUCUAAUGAUUUGGGUGAUAUUUUGCUGCUUAAGAAGCAGGAUAUUUUCCUCCCAAAUGAUCUUUUAUUGAAAGAUCUGUUUGAAAAGUCAUCUCCACACUCUUUCUUUGUCUGGUGUCCUGUAAACCAGCCUUCAAUUCCACGAGCGAUGCUUUUUGAUAUCUACUCCAAAAUUGGAGUAAGGAACAUAUCAGAUUCAGUUGAAGUAUCAGACUCAUCUGCCGUGGAUUAUGGAUCACUGAAGCAGGCCAAGUUGAAGGAUGUUUUUAUUGUGAAAGGGCUUGUAAUGAUCAUAUUAGGAUAUCUAUCUGAUCCCUCGCUCGACAUGCAAGUAAAACGCAGGCAUGAAGCUGUUAAAAUGCUCCUCAAAGUCAAAGUUUUUGAGACACCAAAGAAUAUGAGGAAAACCUACAGUUUGAAGAUGACUUCAGGCGAUGCUAUUACAGUUAGUUCGAGUCAAAUGGUGCGUUGGGCGAGACAUAAUUCAGAGUUUUUUGCUCAGAAACUCGACAGGUCAGGCGGGUAUAAGAUUAUUUUAGAAUAUGCAACAAAGUUUUCCAAAGUGGUAGCUGAAGGAAUGCUUUGGGAGAAGGAGGAUAAAAUCGAUACACUUUCCGAGCUCAUAAAGUUCGGAUUCUUGAUGGAUUUUGAUGAGGAUGCUGUUACUUAUUUUAUGAAGACGAAGAAUUUGCAGAUCUUUCCGGAGGACGAAGAGUUUCUAUCCUCUGUCUUUCCUUCUUUCUAAUGCAGUGACUUUGAUUAGAGUAUCCUUGAACAACAUACUAAUAAGUUGGUGAUUUUUGUUUCCAUCUGCUUGUUCCAUAAGAAGAUUUGGUGUAACCUGGCCUGCAUAAAGACUCUUGGUUUUCUUCAGUUCUCUGACCUGUCAGCUGUUGCUCUACUUUCAUUCUUCGUGAACAGGCAAAUGAAUUUGCUGAACGGAUGGGAGGAUCUUAAUUGUGCUGAACCUGAGACGGAGUCCUCUUUCUAUUGUGUUCUGAAUCUUGUUUGCUAGUGUUGUUAUUUGUUAAUGUGGGUUGAUACUGUUCUCUUAAGAAUGGAUUUGUUAAACAAUGUCAAGGUUAUUUAUCUCA
This is a messenger RNA of Beta vulgaris subsp. vulgaris (sugar beet), 5760 nucleotides long. RefSeq lists its product as hypothetical. The transcript is spliced from 5 exons. The record is from RefSeq and is a predicted model, not a curated record. The coding region runs from base 276 to 5411 and encodes 1711 amino acids. NCBI's taxonomy places the organism in Eukaryota, Viridiplantae, Streptophyta, Magnoliopsida, Caryophyllales, Amaranthaceae.